AUGCCAACAGGCGCGAAACCAACCCUGCGUCCCUCACCCACAGCCUCACCCUCACCCUCACACCUCCCCUCCCACUCUCCCGCUCACACCCGCGGUGCCCCUUUCCUCCCCUUCCACCCCCGAAACCGCAGGAGAUUCGCCGGCCUCGCCGUCGUCGUCAUCGCCAUCGUGGUCAUCGUCGUCGUUGUUUUCGCGCUUACUGAGUUGCGGUAUCUGCGCCGGGGAUGUAUAUCGCGCGUUGGAAUUUACGGUGGUGGAGGCGGACGGGGACGGGGAAGGGGUGGUCAAGAGAGGGUGGUGAACGGGGGUGGUGAAAGGGGGCGUUUUGGGCUCGAAGCGGGGAAGGAGGGAGAAGAGGUGGGUUUGGGGAAAGGGACGUUGGCGGAGGGUGACUUGGGCAUGGGCAGUGAGAUGUUUAAAGCGGAGGAUGAUGGUGGUGAGAAGAGCAGUGAGAUGGCGAUGGUAGGAGCUACUGCUGGCCCGGGUGAUGGAAGUGGAGGAAGCGGAGGAAGCGGAGGGGAACCAAUGCUUGGGGCCAUGGAGAUGGGACUGGGUGGGUUUGGCGGGGGAUUAAAGGAGUACUGUGUAAGAGACGUGCGAAUUCUUUGCUAG
Molecule: messenger RNA, 612 nt
Organism: Westerdykella ornata
Lineage: Eukaryota; Fungi; Ascomycota; Dothideomycetes; Pleosporales; Sporormiaceae
Exons: 2
Coding region: 1-612 (203 amino acids)
Source: RefSeq, a predicted model, not a curated record